Molecule: messenger RNA, 834 nt
Organism: Prunus armeniaca (apricot)
Lineage: Eukaryota; Viridiplantae; Streptophyta; Magnoliopsida; Rosales; Rosaceae
Source: the annotation of a GenBank genome assembly
AUGGAUUUCAUUGAAUCAUUAGAUCCCCAGAUCCUUCUGGGUGCAACUGUAGCUAUUGUUGUCAUUGUGGCUGUUGCUUAUCUCUUCACCUCCAAGAAGGCCAAAGGCUCUUUAGAUGCUGAGAAUUUCAAGGAUUUCAAACUUGUCAAGCGUACACAGCUGAGCCACAAUGUCGCGAAGUUCAGAUUUGAACUUCCAACAUCUACUUCAGUUUUAGGUCUUCCAAUUGGACAACACAUAAGUUGCAGGGGCAAGGAUAGCCAAGGCGAAGAUGUUAUCAAACCAUAUACCCCAACUACAUUGGAUUCUGAUGUUGGAUAUUUUGAACUGGUUAUAAAGAUGUAUCCUCAAGGAAGAAUGUCGCAUCAUUUCCGAGAAAUGCGUGUUGGAGAUCAUCUUGCUGUCAAGGGACCAAAGGGUCGUUUCAAGUAUCAACCUGGCCAAGUUAGAGCAUUUGGGAUGCUUGCUGGAGGCUCUGGAAUCACUCCAAUGUUCCAGGUUGCCAGGGCAAUAUUAGAAAAUCCAAAAGACAAAACAAAGGUGCACUUGAUCUAUGCCAAUGUGACAUAUGAGGACAUUCUUUUAAAGGAAGAAUUGGAUGGCCUUACUAGUAACUACCCUGACCGCUUCAAAAUUUACUAUGUCUUGAAUCAGCCUCCUGAAGUAUGGGAUGGUGGUGUUGGUUUUGUCACAAAGGAAAUGAUUCAAGCCCAGUUGCCUGCCCCGGCGCAUGAUAUUCAGAUUCUGAGGUGUGGUCCACCACCAAUGAACAAGGCCAUGGCUGCUCAUCUUGAAGCACUUGGGUAUGCUCCUGAGAUGCAGUUCCAGUUCUGA